This is a messenger RNA of Dromiciops gliroides (monito del monte), 1932 nucleotides long. RefSeq names its product extracellular matrix protein 2-like. Bases 1 to 1932 code for a protein of 643 amino acids. NCBI's taxonomy places the organism in Eukaryota, Metazoa, Chordata, Mammalia, Microbiotheria, Microbiotheriidae. Gene Ontology annotation, molecular function: heparin binding; collagen V binding; protein binding. The transcript is spliced from 9 exons. The record is from RefSeq and is a predicted model, not a curated record. Gene Ontology annotation, cellular component: extracellular matrix. Gene Ontology annotation, biological process: extracellular matrix organization; positive regulation of cell-substrate adhesion.
AUGGAGCUCACCAUCCUUACGGGGUUGGCUUUGUGUCUGGUGGGCCUUUCAGGGGAGGCUAGGCUGACCAUGUGGCGGCUGACCAAGGAAGAGCCAGGGAGGAAGGAACCAACCAAAGAACCCCCACUGCUAGCAUCGGAGCGGCCCGACUUGGGUUCCCGUGAAGGGAUGUUGAGGCCCGUGCUGGAACGAAAGCAUCGAGCAAAGGCUAUGGAAGAGGAGACCGUGCCACCAGGAGCUGGCCACCUGAAGGUCAGGAAAACUCCUAAGGGGGGUGCCCACAGCCAUGGAGAGCUCAGCCAGGCCCCAAGGUCAAGUGGCAAAUCGCCUGCUCGGAAUCACAAGAAGGGGCUCUCUCGGCGUAAGAUCCAUACUCUAAGGCUCAGGGAGCAAGAGGCCAAGCCAAUCUAUCUGAAACCGGAAAUGGGAAAGAAAAGGGAAGGGAAGGUAGAGCCCUUACCACCAGCCAUUAACCAAUCCAGGAAGAACAAGACACUUCCUCUAGAGGUAACUGGCCUCAAAGAAGAGAGGAAGAGCAGGAAGCUAGGAGGUGGGGACUCCAAAAAAGCUGAUCUCAAGAGACAAGAAGCAAAGAAGACGAUCAAAGCUGUCACCUGGCGAUUACAACAGAAGGCUGAAGGCUGGGGUCAGAACACCAGAGACCUGGAGACCAACUGGAAGAAGUCGGGGCCCAGCCGCGGUGACACUCCCCUCCUCCUUCGGCCCAUCAUCUUUCCAUCCCUGGGUCCUACUGAGGAGAUUAUACCCUCCCUCCCAGCCAUGUGCCACUUGUCUGAGGCCAGCAUCUCCUGUGGAAAUGCCAAAAUGAAGGUGAUUCCACCUCUCAGUGACCCAGGCCUCAAGACCCUCUACCUGUCAGAGAACGAAAUUUCCAAGAUCCCAGCUGAGACCUUCAAUGGUGUGCCCAACCUGGAGUGGCUUGAUCUGAGCAAGAACAAACUGGACACCCAAGGCCUGCAUCCUGAUGCCUUCAAGAACCUGACUCGGCUGAAGCGACUGAACUUGGAUGGAAAUUCUCUUUCUGCUAUCCCUGAAUUGCCAUCCUCUCUCCAAGAACUCAAGGUCAAUGACAACACCCUCCGUGGCCUCCAAAGGACCAGCUUCCGUGGACUUGCCAAACUGUUGACUCUGGAAGCCGAAGGAAACCAGCUGCAUGAUGGGAACAUCUAUCCGCUGGCAUUUCAGCCUCUGAAGAGCCUGAUGUAUCUAAGACUGAACCGGAACCACCUCCGAGGCAUCCCCCAGGGCCUGCCUGCUUCCCUGCAGGAACUACACCUUGACAGCAACCACAUUGAAGAAAUAAGUGAGCGUGUGUUGAACAAGUCCCGGAGCUUGAGCCUGCUGGUACUAAGCAACAACCGAAUCCAGGAGGACCACAUUGCCCCCCGAGCAUGGAUCGACCUCCCAAAACUGGAGUCACUGGACCUGUCCCACAACCGCCUAGUCCAUGUGCCCUCCUUUCUGCCUCGCGGGCUGCGACGGCUUAUGCUCCAUCACAACCGGAUUGAGCGCAUCCCUGGCUAUGUCUUCGCACACAUGAAACCAGGCCUCGAGUUUCUGCACCUUUCUUACAACAGCCUGCAAGACGAUGGCAUCCACAGCGUGUCAUUUCUUGGCCUGCGCUGGUCCCUGGCAGAGCUGCUCCUGGACAACAACCAGUUGCAGGCCAUUCCCCGGGGCAUCCUGGGUCUCAAAGGCUUGCAGGUGCUUCGGCUCAGCCACAACAAGAUCAGACACGUGCCUCUGAAUUCUGUCUGUGACACUCGGGUAGCACAGGACUCGAACCUCAUCUCCAUGCACCUGGAGAACAACCUCAUCGAUCGGCGCAGGAUCCCACCCACAGCCUUCUCCUGUAUCAAGGCCUACGAGAGUGUGGUCCUCAAGCCACAGCAGGAUGAGGAGGAGUAUUAG